Amborella trichopoda is the source of this 1765-nucleotide messenger RNA. NCBI's taxonomy places the organism in Eukaryota, Viridiplantae, Streptophyta, Magnoliopsida, Amborellales, Amborellaceae. The record is from RefSeq and is a predicted model, not a curated record.
AUGGCUGAUAGAGGAGGAUGUGGAGGCCGAGGUGGAGGUACUGUGCUAUGGGCAGAAUAUCAGGAAUUGUUGAGGAGAUUCAAUGAAAUGGAACAACUGGUGGGUCAUCUCUCCUACUUCAAACAAGAAUCAGUUACUCAUGGAAGUGAGAAAUCGAGUGAAGAAAGUGUAAAUCCUUUCCACAACCUAAGGGAUAACCCUUCAGUGGAGGAUAGAGCAUUGGCAUAUGUUCUCUUAAGAAGCAUGGGAGAACCGCAAGGGUGCGUGUUAAACCAGAAGUCUGAGAUAGAAGAUUAUGAAGUUGAGACUAGUGACUGGACAGAGAGUGAAGGAUAUAUGGAAGCAGUCAACAGUCCUGUAGUCACACCAGUGCCAGGAACUGGUGGCAGGCGUUAUUCGCGGGCAAAGGUUUCUAAAAUCAGAAGAUCUAUACCUCAAAGUCCUUCAUUGAAUGACAGUUCACCUUCUAAGAAUACUUUGACUCCUGUUGGUACCUGCCGUUAUGACAGCUCACUAGGCUUGUUGACAAAGAAAUUCAUUACGUUAAUAAAACAAGCAGAAGGUGGGAUCCUUGAUCUGAAUGAGGCUGCUGAUACUUUAGAGGUUCAAAAGAGGAGAAUCUACGAUAUAACAAAUGUUCUGGAAGGAAUAGGACUUAUAGAGAAAACAUUGAAGAACAGAAUACGUUGGAAGGGACUUGAAGAGUCAAGGCCUGGGGAGCUAAUCAAUGGAGUUGCAAUGCUUCAGGCUGAAGUCGAGAAUAUGAGCAUUAAGGAGCACAAACUCGAUGAUAGCAUAAGAGAUAAGCAAGAGAGGUUGAGGAUUCUCAGCGAAGAUGAAAACAAUAAAAAAUGGCUAUAUGUGACUGAAGAAGAUAUCAAGAGCCUUCCUUGCUUUCAGAAUGAGACACUCAUCGCAAUAAAGGCACCUCAUGGCACCACUCUGGAGGUCCCAGAUCCUGAUGAGGCCCCUGAUUAUCCACAAAGGCGAUACCAAAUGCUCCUUAGGAGCACUAUGGGCCCAAUUGAUGUCUACUUAGUCAGUCAAUUUGAUGAGAAGAUUGAGGACAUGAAUAACAUAGAGUCUCAACCCAUAGACAUGAUCCCUACUUCUGUAGUCAGUAACAACAGCAGAGUACAGCCAGAGUUUCCUGCGAUGGGCUUAUUGAAAGAUAUGGGGCAUGUUCAAGAUGGUCAAACUACGUCGUCUAGUUCAUGCAACUCACAGGAUCUUGCAGGUGGAAUGAUGAAAAUUGUACCAUCUUACGUAAAUCUUGAUGCUGAUUACUGGCUUUCAGCAGAUGCUGGAGUCAGCAUGACUGAUAUGUGGAAGAGUGGAUCUAGUGUUGCAGUUCAUGAAGAUGAAAGAAUUAAUUUGGACAAGUAUCCAGUGGCAGAUUCAGGAGUUUUACAGCGACAUAUCCCAUCAUCUUGUAAUCAUGAGCCCAAGACCUAUGUGACUAGAUUAGCUUGCUGGUCUGAGGAGGUUGGUGCCUGGAGCAUGUAAAGAAUUUGACAACUAAUGGUGCAAUGGACUCAAACCACAAGAAGCAACCGAUGCAUCGAUUGAGAGGAUGUUGAUUCCCAGCCGAUCUUCAGCUUUAAAGAGAAGGUUAAAUGUGUAAACAAAAUUGAAUGGCAUGGCGAAUAAGUUCGCAUUUGGCUUGGGUUCUUGUUAAUAGUAAGCUUCCACUGAAAAUGUGGUUUUGUUAAAUUCCAUGGAUUGCCUGAUAUUAAUGGAAAGUUUGGAAUUGGAAUGUUCGUCA